Nanorana parkeri is the source of this 1383-nucleotide messenger RNA. RefSeq names its product solute carrier family 18 member B1 (gene SLC18B1). Gene Ontology annotation, biological process: transmembrane transport. Lineage: Eukaryota; Metazoa; Chordata; Amphibia; Anura; Dicroglossidae. The transcript is spliced from 14 exons. Gene Ontology annotation, molecular function: transmembrane transporter activity. The record is from RefSeq and is a predicted model, not a curated record. Bases 43 to 1383 code for a protein of 446 amino acids.
AGAAGACACAGAAUCCGUGAAAUCCCAGGACAGAUAUUCAAGAUGACGGAUCUUACUGACGACAACACACCUGAUAAUAAUUCUAACAGUGUCAGAAAGCUAUCGAAGAAUCAGAUAUUGACACUUAUUUCUGCCGCUUCACUUAACUUUAGUUCUAUGAUAUGUUAUUCCAUUUUGGGACCAUUUUUCCCUCAAGAGGCUGUGAAGAAGGGACUUAGCAACACAGUGAUCGGUCUCAUAUUUGGAUGUUUUGCUAUCUGCAAUUUUGUAAGCUCAUUAAUAUUUGGGAGAUAUCUAAUACAGAUUGGAGCAAAAUUUAUGUUAGUAGCAGGUUUGUUUACAUCUGGAGUUGCUACAGUUCUUUUUGGAUUGCUUGACCAAAUUCAAGAUGGAACAAUGUUUACAGUUUUGUGCUUUCUGGUCAGAUCAGUGGAUGCUGUGGGCUUUGGUGCUUCAAUAACAGCUUGCUUUUCUAUUUUGGCAAAGGUAUUCCCUAACAAUAUAGCCACUGCAAUGGGAUUUCUUGAAAUAUUUACUGGGCUUGGACUUGUAUUGGGCCCUCCAAUAGGAGGAUCACUGUACCAGACAUUUGGAUAUGAAGUUCCCUUUAUUGCCAUUGGUUGUGUUGUCUUCUUAAUGGUGCCACUAAAUAUGUACAUCUUGCCACAAUAUGAUUCUUUACCAACUAAGGACUCUUUCUGGGCCUUAGUGACACUACCUAAAGUUAUGGUAAUGUCUUUUACCAUCUUUUCACUGAGCUCGUGUCUAGGAUUUUUGGACCCAACCAUGUCUUUGUUUGUGAUAGAAACAUUUCAUUUGAAAGUUGGAUAUGUUGGGCUAGUAUUUCUUGGACUCGCUUUAGCUUAUUCUCUAAGUUCACCGCUACUUGGAAUGAUAAGUGACAAGUUGCCAGAACUGAGGAAAUGGCUUGUUAUCGCUGGCAGUCUUGGUACUGCAGUAUGCUUUUUCAUGUUAGGGCCUGCCCCUAUAUUUCACAUUGAAAGUAAACUAUGGCUGUUUAUUUUCGUACUUGUAUUGAAUGGAUUUUGUAUUGGCCUGACUGCCAUACCAGUCUAUCCAGAGAUGCUCAGCUGUGUAUAUGAGAAUGGCUUUGAGGAAGGGCUUAGUACUUUGGGCCUCAUCUCUGGGCUGUUCAAUGCCAUGUGGUCUGCGGGAUCAUUUAUUGGCCCAACCCUUGGUGGGUUUCUGAAUGAAAAGUUUCAUUUUAGGUGGGCAGCUGCCAUGCAAGGACUUUUCCCACUAGUUUCAUUUAUUUUGAGUACUGCGUUUUAUUCUUGGGAAAUUUAUAAAAGGAAAAGAAGGUCACAGCUUUCAAAUGCUAGUACAACUCAAGAAAGAGAACCCUUGCUGCAAGUGGAAUAA